CCGACUGUGGUUCCUUAGCAACACUACAAAAAAACAGCGCUGACGUCCUUUCUGUUCGGUAAUAUUAUGGUCUGUCGGGAAUUUAGAGUGGCUGGGACUGGAGAAAGGAGGUGGCGAGUAUCUGCUGUAGCAGCGCCCCGGCUGUUAGCUAGCGGUAGGUAGCACUGGAGUAAACAUGGAGCUGUCUGCCGUGGGGGAGCGGGUGUUCGCCGCAGAGUCGAUCAUCAAACGACGGAUAAGAAAGGGUCGGAGUGAAUACCUUGUGAAGUGGAAGGGAUGGUCGCACAAAUACAGCACUUGGGAACCGGAGGAGAACAUUCUGGACUCCCGCUUGUUUGUCGCCUUCGAGCAGAGGGAGCGUCAGAGGGAGCUGUUCGGGCCCAAAAAGAGAGGUCCAAAGCCCAAAACGUUCCUGCUAAAGGCCGAAUCUCAAGGUAACACCAGGUCUUAUGAGUUGAGGAACGAGGCGAUCCGAGGGAUGGACGUCACCUACUCCUGUCCUGAGCCGGUUGUCACCCCCAGGGCCAGAGAAGGCCUCAGAACCGUCGUUCCCACCAUCUUCCCACCGAGUGCCGUCAACCAGGGAGAAAGCAUCUGCUUGAGAGCUUCUGACCUGAGCGUUCUUGAACAUCAGCGUUCUUUUCAUGGAGAUGGUUCUGAUGAAAUCCAUUUACCCAGAAAGAGAGGGCCCAAGCCAAAGCCUCUGUUAGAGGACUGUGAGCUGCACGAGAGGCAAGCUGAGGAACCGGUGAGGCGCUGCGCACUGCAGAUGGGGGAGGAGAUGGGGCUGGUCAGGGUGGCCCACAGACAUCCAGAGAACCUCAGCCACAAACACCACCACCACCCGCUGAGCCGCCCGGUCUCCAGCAGGACUUCCUACUACCCAUUCUACUCGGACAACAGCCGGCACACACACACAAACCUUUUGGACACACACAGGACUAAAGAUGGCUCCAGGUGCUCAGCUCCGGCCCACUUUAAGCACCACUCCAAAGUGGGCCCGAGUCGACCCGCUGCACUUCCGCUCAUGGAAAAGCCGUACUUCCUGGACCGGCCAUCGCCGACUCGAAUUGACGCCGACUCAGUGGAAAUGACCUGGAGGCCAAGUCUCAGCAACGUGGAAAAGGUCCUGGUGACGGACGUCACCACCAACUUCCUGACGGUCACCAUCAAGGAGAGCAGCACCUCCAAGGGCUUCUUCAGAGACAAGAGAUGACUUUUUUAAUGCUCUGCUUUGCUCCGAUGUUCCUGCAACAUUGUGUUUAAUAAAUAAAUCCGUUUUCCUAUAUAAUAUAUAACAUGUUGUUCAUAUGUGUAUUUUAUUAAGUUUGGCAUCUGUUUAAUGUAUUGACCACGCUUUUCUCAUCCUCCGGCAGGUGGAGUGUCUUUCUGCAUAUUCUCUGUUUUUUGCAACUAAAACGAACUAGAAAAGUUCUUUUUUUUUUUUUUUGUCCCUAGAUCUCUCCUGAGCACAGGCUCGUUCUGGUUGUUCAGCAUGGCUAAUAUUUAAAACUGAAGCACUUUGAAUUCACAAGUAUUAUGAGAUUUGGACCGGUUUGAGUCGUCUAACAUUUCAAAAACAAAAAAAUUCAACCGUUUCCCCCCAUUAUAUUUGUUUCUGUUAUAUUCUCUGUGGUCCGUAAGAUUGACCCCAUACUCGAUAUGGAAUCUUAACGUCUCACGGUCCUUAAUUAGAUGUAAAUGGACUUCAUUACAUUUUCAUAGAAAUGUUCAUAAAGAUUUGAUUUUUAAAAAAGUUGUUAAAAGGCUUUUUAGACACUUUUCAAUAAAUCUGACUUGCCAACUUUA
Molecule: messenger RNA, 1809 nt
Organism: Nothobranchius furzeri (turquoise killifish)
Lineage: Eukaryota; Metazoa; Chordata; Actinopteri; Cyprinodontiformes; Nothobranchiidae
Gene: cbx8b
Product: chromobox homolog 8b
Biological process (GO): negative regulation of transcription by RNA polymerase II
Cellular component (GO): chromatin; PRC1 complex
Molecular function (GO): chromatin binding
Source: RefSeq, a predicted model, not a curated record